This is a messenger RNA of Aspergillus fijiensis CBS 313.89, 832 nucleotides long. Its product is annotated as kinetochore subunit FTA4 family protein. NCBI's taxonomy places the organism in Eukaryota, Fungi, Ascomycota, Eurotiomycetes, Eurotiales, Aspergillaceae. Gene Ontology annotation, cellular component: Mis6-Sim4 complex. Bases 35 to 745 code for a protein of 236 amino acids. The record is from RefSeq and is a predicted model, not a curated record. The transcript is spliced from 4 exons.
CUCAAAACCACCGACUCAUCGUCAUUAUGGGGCCAUGGACUCGACCCGUACCAUUUCCGAGUUGAAGUCGUCCUUCAUCCGAGCGCAAGUGCGCAUUCUGUCUGAAAGCCUCCAGCCGCCCGAGGAUUGGCGACAUUAUGCGUCUCAGUCCACCGAGGAUGAGCUGAGCGAUAAGGUGGUCGGAGAUGCUCUAAAGAGAUUAAAUGCGUCCCUGAAACAGCACAGUCGGAUCGUUUACUCGUCCCAGGCCAUUCAACAUGUCGCACAGCAAAUCGCACGUCUUUACUGGUCCUCCGUGAAUGAAUCGAUGCGCGACCGGGGCUCUUUGCUCCAAGGGGUGGAACAAUCUGUGGAUUUAUCCAACCACCUGAAUAUCGCGCAAUUGCCCCUGGAAUUGGAGGAUCCGAAUGCGAGUGAUGAGGAUCGAGCAAGAUACCAAGAGCUACGCGAACAUCUGGUCGCCCUGGACAGUCGUCGGAAACAGCGACAGCGGCGGUUGAACCAGUUGCGACAGCUACAGCGCUUACUGGAGCCCUUCCAGAACCCGCAGGCUAACAUCCAACCGAAUUUGGUCACAAGAGAUGGAGAGUUGGUUCAAGAGCUGGACAAAAUGCGGAUGCUGGUUGCACGCGUAGGGGGUCGGAUUGAGCAGGGCAAGAAGAAGCUCAACAAUGACGAGCAGGACGCUUCGUACUCGCUAGAAGGGGAUGAGAAGUUGGAAGCCUUGUUGGACAUGGCUGAAUGAGAGAACUCUAGCAGAACGAACGGGGAUGAGGGUAUACAGAAAAACAAAAAUGGUUAGAAGGAAAAACAGGUAGAGAAUCAAAACAAA